GUAUAGCUAUCAUUAGCGGAUUUGUGUGACCGCAUUAUUGAAGUAUCUUUAAAUUUUUGUUGAAGUACAACCUUUCCUAUUUAUAACGAACUGUGUCAUACGAAAAACAAAUCUUCAAGCAGCGGGUAACCAGAAAUACAUGCCAAAAACUGAACAGGUGCUAGAUUCCAACAGGCGGAUACACUUCUAUUGGUUCGGACGACAUGACAGCACAUUAUGACUGGCAAGGUAGCAAAACAUUAGCAGAGUGUAAUCGACAUAUGUUGACCAACGAAAUCGCCUUUGACGUGUUCUUUCUGGUUGGGGAAAAACGCCAAGUCGUUGGAGCACAUCGCUAUGUUCUCGUCAGCCGUAGCUGUGUUUUCUAUGCCAUGUUGAUUGGGCCUAUGGCGGAGAAACCGGACGAGAAAAUAGCUAUUCCUGACAUAGAAAACGACAUAUUCCAACAUAUGUUAGAGUACAUAUAUUGUGAAGAUACCAAAAUAGAGACGAAGAACGCUAUACAAAUUUUGUAUUCGGCCCGAAAAUAUGGUUUAACGGGACUGGAGGAAAAGUGUAGACGUGUGCUAGAACAUGGAUUAACUACGUGUAACGUCUGUAAUAUUCUCCAGGAGGCAGACAAGUUUGACGAAUUGUCGUUGAAAAAUAAAUGCUUGGAAUACAUUUGGCAUCAACCAAAAGAUAUUUUACGGUCAGGUAGUUUUGGUAACCUGCCUGCCUCCCUUGUCAAGGAAAUUAUUCAGUCGGACAAACUCGAUACUAAGGAAGAAGUGGUGUUCGACGCAGCUUUAAGGUGGUCCGAACAAGAGUGCUUACGAAAUGGUGUCGUGGUUUCUUCGCAGAAUCAGCGGCACUAUCUGAGUGGGAUCCUGUACUACAUCCGUUUCCCGGUGUUGGAGGCAAAUUAUUACAAUAAAACAGUGAUUAAAUCCGACAUUCUGUCAACGGAGGAGAAAAAGAACUUACAGAAUUAUUUUAACGGAACUAACCAAGAUGUGAAGAAAUUUAGGACGGAUAAGAGGUCAAAGGGCGAGAACCAGACCCUUCAUUGGCGGUUUGGUCCAGUGAAUUGUAUGCACAACGAGACUACUGCCAUUGCAUUUUCAUCUUCUCGGGAAGUGUUCAUAGAUGGCGUUGAGAUAGAUGGAACAGGAUAUGACGCCGAGCACUAUGAUGUAUUCUUGAAUAUUUAUGAUAUGGACAAUCAAGAGAAAGCCAAAUGUAAAGAAAAACUCGUGAUGAGUAAAAAGCAGCAAUCGUACCAAAUCAAGUUCCCUGCGCCUCCCGUGGUGUCUAAGGGCUUUACGUAUACUGUGAUUCUCAAGAUACAGGCAGAACACAGAUAUUACGGCGCUAGUGGGCGAUCCAACUUAAAUAAAACGGACUCCCAGCCGGCUUUCAUAAACCCAGAAGGAGAGUUCACAAGACUUGUUGUAAAAAAAGACCAAGUUCCUGCAAUUCUUGUUCGGCCGUUUGUAGAUUCCUGAUAAGUACAUUUUCUUUCGCAGAUAGUGAUCUAAAACCUCACACAAAACACUCAGUCACGGAAGGUUGUUUACAGAAUAAAAAUGCAGAGGCAGUCAGUGGUGUAUAUCUAUAUAUUUGAAUUGAUCCUAUUUACAAAGCCUGCAAGAAAAAUAGAAUUAUUGAUCUUUGUUUCAGCAAAGUGUAUUUAAUUUUAAGUUAAAGCCAUGUACAAACCCUGCAAGGAACAGAAUUAUUAUCCUCAUUUUAAACAGCGUUUACAUUUAUAUACUAAUGUUAUUAUACACAUAUAUAUAUACACUGAAAAUGCAAUAAUAUAUAUAUAUUUUUGGUCUUUGGUAUUACAUUAUACAUUUCAAUAUAUGAAGAAUGUUCUUUAAUAAAAAUUGCUCAAUCUUCCA
This is a messenger RNA of Ostrea edulis (European flat oyster), 1886 nucleotides long. Its product is annotated as BTB/POZ domain-containing protein 6-like. NCBI's taxonomy places the organism in Eukaryota, Metazoa, Mollusca, Bivalvia, Ostreida, Ostreidae. Gene Ontology annotation, molecular function: protein binding. Bases 204 to 1487 code for a protein of 427 amino acids. The record is from RefSeq and is a predicted model, not a curated record. The transcript has 3 exons.